AUGACGUGCCGCUGUCAACAGGGGCCGUGGCGGGACGGCCGCCUCAGCGACUCUGACGGCAGCCGCGGCGCUUUUGACGGCGCCGGCUACGAUGACGCUGCGCCGUUCAUUUCGUCGUCAGAACAUUCGCGCCGUUCCGGGGCGCCCUUCCGCGCGCCCUUGAGAUUUGGCGGCGUGCGCCACCUGCGCCUGCUGUUGCUGGCGCUUGUUAUCGCCGCGGCGGACCUCCUCUUCCCUGCCUGCUCCUGGCGCAGCUUCCGCCUGCUCCGCGCGGGGGGCGGAGACUUUCCGCCCACGGGGAACGGAGAUGCCUUAGCCCCGCCCUCGCCGUUGACUCCGUUGACUCCGUUGAACGAGUCAUAUGGCCACGUCAGCUGCUCCCUCACUGCCCUCCGCGGUGGAGAGCGGCACCAGACGUCUCAGCAGCAUGCUCUCCCUCCCCUCGCCGUCCCCACACCUCCCCUUGUUCGCAUUGCUCCUUCCUCCCCUCCACCCUACAUCCUCUCCACUACUGCAUCCCCACUUCCUCCGCCUCUCCCUACCCUCUCUCCCCCGCCACCGCCCCUCGCCGCCUGCCCACUGUCCCGCCUCUAUCUGCCACAAGCCGUGGCAGCCGCAGCAGGGGAUGGCGCCAACGCAAUAGCAGCAGCAGCACCAGGGCGGCCAGGUGACGUGCUUGCCGCUCGCCUGUUGUGCGACCGGCUGCCUGCUGUCCAAACUAUUAUGAACAUCCUCUUCUCAUCUCUCCUUCCACUUCCUCCCAUUAAAUUGUUCUCUGCCUUACCCCUCUCCAUCCCCCACACAAAGCAGAUCAGCAACUGGGUGCAUUGCAUUCGAAUGCACCUCCUCUUUGCCGGUCUGCUCCACCGCACCCUCCUUGUGAACGCCCUGCCGUCCGAAACCAAGGGGGCUUACAACUACUCUCUCCUCUUCGACAUCUCGCAUGCACGGCAGUGCUACGGGCCCACCUCUGUACAGACCACUGAGGAAUACUAUAACGAGUAUGGAAAAAAGGUGGAGCUGGAUCGAGUGCUCUGCUGGAGCUACCCCUCUUUUGAAGGCUUGGAGCACCCCUUGGCUUGGGGCGACCUUCCUUUUCAACGCCUGCCUGGCUGCCCGAGCACGCUUGCAGUGCAACCAGACGAGCGGAUUUUCCGGGCAGCCGAAGAUUUUGUCCAGGAAAUUUUCGGGCAGAAGGCGUUCUUAAGCCUGCAUUUGAGGGCGGGGGAUCUGCGGGCGAGCUGUGAGCGGCAGCAGCUGGACGUGGGGUGCCGGCUGGGGCCCCACCAGGUGGUGGCGUGCGUCAAGAGGAAGCUCAGAGUGCACCGGCUCAUGCACCUCUUCAUCGCCACAAAUGCUGCCCACAAGGAAGUACCGCUGGCAGGAAAAUGCUGGCAGGACAACGUUGGCGGGAAAACGUUGGAAGGAAAAUUCUGCUUUCUGGACCCCAUGCUUGUGUCUUGCCCUUGGCACUCCUCCCUCACCAGCAUGAACUUCUCCCAAUCGCUCGGUAUAGCUGACCCAGCACCCGUGCCAGGCCUGGCUGCGAUCUUGAGCUGUGUGCAGGAACUGAAGCAGUUGUUUCAAGCCAGAGCCCCCGCCCCACCACCCCCCCCGGGAGCAUCCGUCCUCCCCCCAGGCGUAACCUUCCAAGUGGUAACCAGCGUGCACAGUUGGCCGGGGCUGAAGCGGUGGUUCGGGGAAUUGGACGACGCACAGUCAAAGCAGGUAGAGGCAGAGGUGGAAAAGGUGGUGGCGGUGCGGGGGAGUGUGUUCCAAGGCACGUGCACGUCUACCUUCUCCCUGGACGUGGAGAGAAUGAGGCUGGCCUUGGGAAGGGGUAGCUGCCAUGACUCGUUUGUGUGCGAUGAGGAGAUAACGGCGGGCGAGGUGGUGAAUGAGUCGGAGAGGAAAGGGUGCCGCACGGAGUUUCUGUUCUGCGGUGGAGAGCGGCACCAGACGUCUCAGCAGCAUGCUCUCCCUCCCCUCGCCGUCCCCACACCUCCCCUUCUUCGCAUUGCUGCUUCCUCCCCUCCACCCUACAUCCUCCCCACUUCUGGUACCACCACCGGUCACAGCACCACUGGCAGCACCACUGGCAGCACCACUGGCAGCACCAUCGCCACCACCAGCGCCAGCACCGGAACGUGCGCCUCCUCCUCCGCUCCCCCCCAUUCCUGCUGCCACCUCCCCUGCUCUGUCUCCCCUUCCUCCACCCCCCCCUGCCCUGACUCCUUCUGCCCCACCCCCAUACCUCUCUCCCAUCGCUCCCCACUCCUCAGCAUCCCCCCUUCCUCCGCCUCUCCCUACCCUCUCUCCCCCGCCACCGCCCCUCGCCGCCUGCCCGCUGUCCCGCCUCUAUCUGCCACAAGCCUUGUUCUCUGCCUUACCCCUCUCCUUCCUCACACCGCACAGAUCAGCAACUGGGUGCAUUGCAUUCGCAUGCACCUCCUCUUUGCCGGUCUGCUCAGCCGCACGCUCCUUGUCAACGCCCUGCCAUCGGAGACCAAGCGAGCCUACAACUACUCUCUCCUCUUCGACAUCUCACACGCCAGGCAGUGCUACGGGACCAGCGUUGUACAGACCACUGAGGAGUACUAUAACGAGUUUGGGAAAAAGGUGGAGCUGGAUCGAGUGCUUUGCUGGAGCUACCCCUCUUUUGAAGGCUUGGAGAACCCCUUGGCUUGGGGCGACCUUCCUUUUCAACGCCUGCCUGGCUGCCGGAGCACACUCGCUGUGCAGCCAGACGCACGGAUUGUCCAGGCAGCUGAAGACUUCGUGGAUGAGAAAUUCGGGCAGAAGCCUUUCUUGAGCCUGCACAUGAGGGCGGGGGACCUGCGGGCGAGCUGUGAGCGGCAGCAGCUGGACGUGGGGUGCCGGCUGGGGCCCCACCAGGUGGUGGCGUGCGUCAAGAGGAAGCUCAGAGUGCACCGGCUGAUGAGCCUUUUUAUUGCAACGAAUGCUGGCCACUCGGAGGUGCAGCAGGUGAAGCAGUUGUUUCAAGCCAGAGGCCCCGCCCCACCAUCGCCCCCAGGAGCACCCAUCCUCCCCCCCGGCCUUACCACCCAAGUGGUAACCGGCGUGCACGGUUGGCCGGGCCUGAAGCGGUGGUUCGGGGCACUGGAUGAGACACAGUUGAAGCAGGUAGAGGCGGAGGUGGAAAAGGUGGUGGCGGUGCGAGGCACUGUGUUCCAAGGCACAUGCACGUCAACGUUCUCCCUGGACGUUGAGAGAAUGAGGCUGGCCUUGGGAAGAGGUAGCUGCCAUGACUCGUUUGUGUGCGAUGAGGAGAUCGCGGUGGGGGAGGUGGUGAAUGAGUCGGAGAGGAAAGGGUGCCGCACGGAGUUUCUGUUCUGGUAG
Closterium sp. NIES-65 is the source of this 3360-nucleotide messenger RNA. Lineage: Eukaryota; Viridiplantae; Streptophyta; Zygnematophyceae; Desmidiales; Closteriaceae. The record is from the annotation of a GenBank genome assembly.